Messenger RNA from Paramecium pentaurelia, 1149 nucleotides. NCBI's taxonomy places the organism in Eukaryota, Ciliophora, Oligohymenophorea, Peniculida, Parameciidae. The record is from the annotation of a GenBank genome assembly.
AUGAAUUGUAAUUAAAUAUUUAUUGAUUAACUGAGAUGUCCUGAAUUUUAUACAAAGAAUUAACAUGCAUCACUUAAUUGUCCUCCAAAAUAUUCAUAGAGUUUCAUAAUGAAUUAAAUAAUCAAUAAACCAAGAAUUUUGAGGAAUUAAUAUAGUGUACAGAAAUAUUCGUCAUCAACAGAAGAACUUUGUUAAUCAUUUGAAUAACCUCAAGUGUUGAAUUUAACAAUAUCAUAAUUAAGGGAUAUGAAAUCUUUAAAUAAGACAAAGAAGACUAGUUUAUGUUCAAAGUCUAAGAGUAAAGAGAAAAAUCAACAAAUUUGUAAUCAAAAUCAAGAAAGGAAACGAUCAAACACAUACCAUAUCAAUUCUCUAGCUAAAACAGCUUUGUUAUUUGUAAAUUGUUAAGAUAAGAGAAUGAAAACAACUGAAAAUAUAGAUAAUGUAUUUGAGAUCAAAAACAUAGAAUUAUUGUAAAGUACAUAAUAGAGUGCAAAAUAUAAUGCUUUAAAUACUACAAUAACUUUGCCAAAUAACAAUUAUGAAUCAACUUUACAUUCAUGUGUGUCUUAAGUAAACAUCUCCUUAGCAGAUUAAAUAAAUUUGGUUAAAGAAUAUGUAUCUGAAAGUAAUCAAUAUAAUAUUAAAUGGGAGGAAUCAGAAAAAAUAACCAAAAAUAUCCCUAAAAAGUUAUUAGAAAAAUAUGUUACUUCAGAUGAUACAUCAUUGUAUUUAGAAUCUUCAAGAUUUAAAAUAGAAAGAAAUUUCAAUUAAAUUUAUAAAUCAGGUAAGUUUCGAUGGUUAUAUCCUGGUGAAGAGGCAGCUAUUAUAGAAGGUAUAGAAUCAUUUUUAAAUUGUUGUUCAAAAAAGAUAUCAUUAUUAAUGAUGAGUAUAUAAAAGAUCUUAAAAACAAUAAUUACUUAAAAGAGGUUAGAAUAUUUAUAUAAUUAUCCAAUAUGUAUGAAGUAAAUUGAAGCUCAUUGGAAGAUUAUGGCAACAAUAUUUAAAUUGAAAUAAUAGAAUCGUAUAUAUAAAAAUUAAGUAACAAAUAAAUUAUGGAAAGAUAUUUAAGCAUCAAAAACAUUAUUUUUAGAUUUAAAUCUAGAGAAUAAUAAAUUAGCUCUUUUUGUCAAAUAAUUAUAGCAUUGA